Molecule: messenger RNA, 939 nt
Organism: Anopheles stephensi (Asian malaria mosquito)
Lineage: Eukaryota; Metazoa; Arthropoda; Insecta; Diptera; Culicidae
Product: cell cycle control protein 50A-like
Exons: 1
Coding region: 1-939 (312 amino acids)
Cellular component (GO): plasma membrane; endoplasmic reticulum; Golgi apparatus
Source: RefSeq, a predicted model, not a curated record
AUGACGCCGAAAGUCCUCUGGCCCGUACUGUUCGCCGGUGGAAUGGUAUUCCUUUCGAUCGGAUUUGGUCUGCAGCAUGUAGCGUCCAGCACACCUGAAUUCUCGCUCGAUUACACGUACUGCCAGGCGUACGGUGACGCUUCGAACAGGAGUUGUGCAGACAUCAUCAGCGAACACCGUGGUUCCACAUGCAAGUGUGUCGUUAAUUUCACCCUAGCAGAACACUUUCCCAAAAACGUUUAUUUCUACUACGCACUGGAGAACUUCCAUCAGAACCACCGGCUGUUUGUGAUUUCCCGUGACGAUGGUCAGCUGCGAGGAGACAUUGAAAAAGCUCCCUCACGCAGAUGCCAUCCGCUAGACUACACUAACCGUGACAAUCGAACGCUACCCAUUGCGCCGUGUGGAUUAAUUGCCAACGCUAUCUUCAACGACACGUUUCACCUGUAUCAGCAGCAUGCACCGUACCGCCCGGUACCGCUCAUCGGUGGUGGCUCUGUAUGGCCACACGAGCAGGAACUAAAGUUUCGCAAUCCACCUGGUGACCUUCGCACGGCGCUUCAAAACUACUCACGACCUCCGUCUUGGUCACGGGAGCUGUGGGAGCUGGACGCACUUAAUCCCACCAACAAUGGGUUCCAGAAUGAGGAUCUCAUUAACUGGAUGCGGUCGGCCGCAAUGCCCGGCUUCCGCAAGCGACAUCGCCGGGUGGACCAUUCGAUUGAACCUUUCGAAGAUGGGUUACCGAGCGGACGGUAUGCGCUGCACAUUCAGUACACCUACCCGGUGGCCGCGUUCGAUGGACGGAAAUCAAUCAUUCUUAGCUCUCCAUCAUGGAUGGGUGCCCGUAAUCCGUUCACCGGCUACCUGUUUCUUGCCGUUGGAGUUCUCCAGCUGAUCCUGAGCUGUGCACUUUUUGCUGUGCACUAUUUUUUGUGA